Hypanus sabinus (Atlantic stingray) is the source of this 1389-nucleotide messenger RNA. RefSeq lists its product as uncharacterized. The record is from RefSeq and is a predicted model, not a curated record. NCBI's taxonomy places the organism in Eukaryota, Metazoa, Chordata, Chondrichthyes, Myliobatiformes, Dasyatidae. The coding region runs from base 1 to 1032 and encodes 343 amino acids. The transcript has 8 exons.
AUGUACCCCCCCAACGAGGCAGGCUUUCAUGACGUGUUUGGUAACGUCUGGGAAUGGACAGAAGAUCAUUUUAAUGGGCUUCCAGGCUUCGAAACCACAUACCUGUACGAUGACUUCUCUACCCCCUGUUUUGAUGGCAAGCAUACCAUAAUUCUGGGUGGAUCUUGGAUUUCAACAGGUGAUGAGGCUUCAAGGUUUGCGAGAUUUGCUUUCAGAAGGCAUUUUUUCCAACACUUGGGCUUCCGCUUGGCCAGAACCUGCCAUGGGUCACAAACUCCAGUCACAGUGGUGAAUGUUGAAGGAUUUGCUCCAGGGAUGGCAGAUAACUCAAUCACUCUCCCCAAGGAGACCGUACAACUGAUACCAGUUACCAGCAGUAACACUCAAUUGAACUAUGAGACAGAUGUUGCUGUGCAGGAACAGUUGGAUUUGGAAUAUAGAGGCCUGAGUGAAAAUGGUUACUGCAGCCAGGUGUAUGGGGUGUGCAAGCAGGUGAUCAAGGAACACCAGCUAUCUGGGACAACAGGCCUUGUCCUGGGCAGUGGAACUGGGCUCUUGUCAUUCAUGUUGACACAGCUGCUUCAUAAGGUCAUUGGAAUAGACUACAAUGGAAGGUUCAUUGAUGCUGCGCAGCAGCUAAAACAUACAGGGCACUGGAGUACUGAGAUCAAGGUUCCAGAGUACUUGGACAGAGACAGGGUGAUGUUCAAACAGCUUACUUGGAUUCCCAAUGAAGUUGGACAUCAUAGUUUUAUACUUCUCGAUUUCCUUGAUCGUACCCUCAAUCCCUCAGCUUGGCUAGCACGUUUGUCUGGUGUCGUGCAAUCAAAAGGGUUGGUUGUCAUCAUCUCAGAAAAGUGGAAGAGGAGCAAUUUGUAUCAAAGAUUUCAAGAACUCAGAAAACAGUGGUCCUUUGUGGAAGAAAGGGAAAUGGAAAGCAGAAGAACCCAAGGCAAAGCAGUUACUUUUGUUACCAUCUGGAAGCUACACCAUCCCACAGACUCCAAUGUCAAUGACGAUGAAGAUCAGUGACUAAGUCUCCAAGGAGCUGCUGAAAAAGUAGUGUUCAUUUCUGAGUAUUACAGUCAAUGCUUAUGGAGAAAUGAUUUGUUUUUAUUAUAUUCCUCUCAAAUGUUAUGAUUGUAUUGUGCCUAGGUUUAUUAAUCUCUCUCAGAGAUGUAUUGUGUAAGUUUGUUCCUAUUAAUGACCAGACAUAAUACUGUAGAUGAUAAAGUAGCUUCAUUAUUCCCCAAAUCCAUGGACUGCCUAGUGUGUAACUAGCAAAUUAUUAACCAUACACUUUGCUGGUGCUGCUUUUGGGGCAGUCAUUGUAAGGUCUGUAUAUAACCCAAAAAAAAACUCAUGACCAUUGAUAUAACCUUGUUUGAA